Messenger RNA from Musca domestica (house fly), 3258 nucleotides. Its product is annotated as mitochondrial chaperone BCS1-like. The transcript has a single exon. Gene Ontology annotation, molecular function: ATP hydrolysis activity; ATP binding. Gene Ontology annotation, biological process: mitochondrial respiratory chain complex III assembly; protein insertion into mitochondrial inner membrane from matrix. The record is from RefSeq and is a predicted model, not a curated record. NCBI's taxonomy places the organism in Eukaryota, Metazoa, Arthropoda, Insecta, Diptera, Muscidae. Gene Ontology annotation, cellular component: mitochondrial inner membrane.
AUUUCCUUAAUAAGUUAAAUGUUAACUUAGGUAUUCCUAACUGACGGAUAUUGGAAAUACGGAAUGUUGACUGAUCUUCUGAAUAGCUUAUCGACGAAUCCUUAUUUUGGCGCCGGCUUUGGCCUUUUUGGAGUCGGAGCAGGUGCGGCGAUUCUUCGCAAAGGCCUACAAGGGAGUAUUGUAUUAUUCAGACGACAUCUUAUGAUUACAUUGGAAGUACCGUGCCGUGAUAAAUCGUAUCAAUGGUUGUUGUAAUGGAUAACAGCUCACGCUGCUCGUGACACGCAACACCUAAGUGUUGAGACUUCAUUUGUGCAAAAAGAAACUGGAAAAAUUAAAACCAAGUACGAUUUCAUUCCCAGCAUUGGAAAACAUUUGAUGCGUUAUAAAGGAGUGUGGAUGCAGGUUGAAAGGUCGAGAGAACAACAGACUUUAGAUCUGCACAUGGGCGUUCCUUGGGAGUCGGUAACGAUAACUGCGUUUGGAAGAAACAAACAGCUUUAUUUUGAAAUGUUAGAGGAGGCUCGACAAUAUGCACUUCAAGCAACAGAAGGAAAAACCAUUAUGUAUACGGCUAUGGGCUCUGAAUGGAGGCCAUUCGGACAUCCGCGAAGGCGCCGCCCAUUGUCUUCGGUUGUAUUAGAUAAACAAAUAUCAAUGCGAAUUAUCAGUGACUGCAAGGAAUUUAUUAACAACCCCCAAUGGUAUGCAGACAGAGGAAUACCAUAUAGAAGAGGAUAUUUAUUAUAUGGUCCCCCUGGUUGUGGGAAGUCAAGCUUCAUUACUGCUUUGGCAGGAGAACUAGAAUAUGGCAUAUGUUUACUUAACUUGUCAGAGAGAGGAUUAACUGACGAUAGAUUGAACCAUUUAUUAAAUGUUGCUCCGGAACAGUCUAUAAUAUUACUUGAGGACAUUGAUGCAGCCUUCGCGUCCCGUGAAGAUGUGCAGCACCAAAAAGCAUCCCUCAAUCUAAUUAUGUUGUGCAGGUUGGAGUAACCAAACUCCAUAGUUGUGAUUUCAAAAGACUCAUGAAACGUGAGCCAUUCUUCUGGCAAUCCCGUAAAGGUAGGCAAUGGAUAUAUCUUCUGGAGUGAAUUCAAAAUGGCGUCGACAUUGGCAGAAUUACCAAGCAGAGACUCUACGGCUUCUUUGGCAGAACCUUUCAGUGCAUCCCUCAAUCUCAUUAUGUUGUGCAGGUUGGAGUAACCAAACUCCAUAGUUGUGAUUUCAAAAGACUCAUGAAACGUGAGCCAUUCUUCUGGCAAUCCCGUAAAGGUAGGCAAUGGGUAUAUCUUUAUGUGUGGAAUGGACGUUGAGUUGUUGGCUGUGGAAUUGUGGACGGACAUUUCUGAGGUUACGGAAAUUUGGUGAGUUGGUGCGUGAGAUGGCGUAUUCUCAGGAUGUGAUGGUAGCUGUUGCUGGCAAGAUUGUGGCGGUUAAUGAAGUGGCUGUUGUUGGCUUAAUUGUGGCGGUUAUUGUUGUGACGGUGUUGACUGAUUAUGCUGCAAUGGAUGGAUGGUGGACUCAGAGUAUGGCAUUCAUACUGUAAUUAUUAACUACCUCUGCGACUGCAUCAGUAUGAAUGCUAUUCAGACCCGCUUGAUAGGCUUCAUGAUCUAGGGGCUCUCUCUUAUAUCGCUGGACCUCUCUCUCUAGAUCGUGCAGGUCCUUCAUGACACGCCUGGGUGGGGGAGUUCUAUCCUCCAUAUGGUGGUUAGGGUGACUCCCACGAUAACACCCAAGCAGGUAUUGCAACGAAAGCAUAUGAUUAUGAUGACGUAAGGGAAGAACCUUCGUCUCCUCAUGUAAAUGGUCCACAGGAGUCAUGAGGAGGCACCUGAAACAGUUCUCAGGGCGGCAUUCUGGCAGGUCUGAAUGCUUUUCCACUGCGUUGCACUUGUAUUCGCCGACCACACUGGAGCCGCAUAGCUAACCACAGACCGACCUAUCGCUUUAUAAGAAGUCAACAAGGUUUCCUUAUCCGCACCCCAAGUGCUGCCGGCUAGCGCCUUGAGGACCUUGUUCCUACUUUUUAUUUUAUCGCAAAUAGCUGUGGCUUGCGCGGAAGACUUGAACAUGCUAUCGAAUGUGACCCCAAGGAUUUUGGGGUAGUUGGUGGUCGGAAUUAUAUGCCCCUCGACCUGCACAUUCAGCUGUGUUCUCAUCUCCGCAGUCCAUGUGGUAAAUUGUGUGGCCGUCGAUUUAGUGGCGGAUAUUUUCAUAUUCCUCGCGUGGAAAGGCUAAUUGUGAAAACAUUUGAGUGACUAAUUGUUAUGGCAUUUGAAUGGCGGUUUCUAAUAAUUGUCUCUUCAUUUGCGUGGCUAAUGUUGACUGUAUUUGCGUGGCUUGUUGUAAUUGCAUUUGCUUUGAAUUAUCAAGAAAUUGUGUUUGCAUUGCCUGAAUUUGUUUUUGCAUCGCUGUUAUUUGCAUCUUCAUUUGAUUUUUUAAAUCGCAGAUUUCGUUUGUGGAUUUGUAGGUUGUGGCUGGUGAAUUUGUGGUAGUUUUUUUGGUAGUAGUUGAGCAAGCAGCUGAUUUGUGUUAUUUGUGCAAGACAUACUGACCGAAGCUGUAUUUUCAGGUUCGUUUUGGAGGCUGUCAGACGGCGUAUUAAAUUUUGGCGAAUGAGCGAUGGACAUUUCGUAAGUGUCUGGAUCAAAACGAGCUGGUGGAAUUCUUCGGCUGCUUGUUCUUCUUGACUCUCUCUCGUUCCGGAGAAAAUCGGUAUUCUUGUACAGCAUUUUUUUUUUUCAAAAAACCGUAAAAAUGGAAAAUGCACCCAUUAUGAGGUAUAUAUCGAUUUUGUAGAACCGGAUAAAAGCCAGAUUUUGUAUUCAAAUUUUCGGAUGAAAUAACUAGGUAUUUCCCUACGAAAAAUUACUUUGCAGCAAUCAGGUUCAAAUAGUUACCUGUUAUAUAAAAUUUAAAAUGAUGCAUGCAAACCUUUAAAUCUGACUUGCUUCAAAAUUAUUACUGACAAUGAGUUGUUUGUUCUUUAACAAAUUUCAAAUGUUUUUCUUCAUAAAUUGUUUACAAUGUCACAACUUUCUUGAGUUCGCUGUCCUUUCAAAUCGCUUAAUAGUUAUAUAAACUCUCGGCAGAUUGUGGCACAACUACAGAAAGUAAAAAAAGCUACCUCCAAAAUAUUUUUUUCUAUUCUAUCAAAACAUUUACACAGUUUGUAUGUGUGUGUUGUUUUGAAUAAAUAAAAAAAAUAUGAAUUAUUUUCAAAUCUAGGCAACAGAUAAUAAUUUUUAUAAU